UCGAUUUCUAGCCAGUUUUCUUUAGUUUUACAAUUACGCAAGUCUCCUGUAGUAUCCGGUAUCAAGGAAGUGUGCUAUUGGUUGUUGAAGAAAAGCGGAUCGGACGCGUCUUGCCUUCGUAUCGAGAGGGCCUUCGUAUCGACGUUUGCUUGGAUGCCCUGCUGAGAUUCGCUUUCGUUGAUCGUAAACGACCAGAAAGGAGAUGGCCGAUGUUAGUGAAGAUAGUCCCCGGAAGCUGCAGGCGGCCUACAACAAGCUUAAGCAACGUUUUUCUGAAUUGACUAAAGAGAACCAGAACCUGUGUCAGGAAAAUUAUGAUCUCAAGCGCAACUUGCAGGUCGCGACCCAGACGAAUGAUUUUCUCUCCAGUGAAGUAGACUCCGUUGCGGGCGAAUGGCGCGACAAACUAGAGUCCGAGCAUUCCUUGGUCAACAAACUGACCGAAGAGUUGCAUCUAGUCAAGACCAGUUCGAAGGAGUCAUCGGAACAACUGGAGCAGGACAUUGAACGGUUGAGAAAUAAGAUUAAGCAGCUCGAGGGAGAACUUAAAGAUGCGGAAGAACGAGCUCUCGUCGCUAACGCUGGUACUGGGAACGUGUCCCACAGCGAUUCGCUGCAGAUGAAAGGCUUUGAGAUGGAGGAAGAAAUCGCCUCAUUGAAGGUCCAACUGGAACGGACAGAGAUGUGUCUGCAGCAAGCAAAUUUAGAAAUUGCUAGAUUGUCCAACGAAAACGCUGAUCACAGCGAACGGUACAGUUCGUUGCGAGGCAACUAUGAGCGGAAAAAGGAAGAGUUGGAGGAGCUAAAGAAUCUCCUCGAAAUGACACAGGAACAGGCGGCGGUUCUGACUUCUGAAAUUGCUUCAAUGCGCUCCAAUCCGGAGAAUGAUUUGAAUAAGAAGGGCAACUCUCUGUUCGCUGAGGUGGACGAUCAGCGCAAAAAGUUAAUGAACAUCAUCAAGACCAUCAAGGAACGAUACAACGAUCUCAAGAUGGAGCAUCGCAAUUGUCCGGCAAAGAUUCGUCAGCUGAAAAAUAUGAACGACAGCCUUGCUCGAGACUUGAAACCGUACGUGAAUAUGUUCCAUCAGGCGGAAAGUAAAUUCAAGGAGGCACUGUUGGAGCAGAUAAACGACAUGAGGACACAACUGGAGAAAGCGAAGGAACGGAACAAGUUUCUAGAGCAACAGUUACGCACCAACAGCGCGGAAUGGGUCAACUCUCUCACGGAUUAUUACAAAGCUCAAACGGACAAUCUGGAGGCACGAUUGAAAGUAUUCCAAUUCAAGCAUCGGCUGGCCGAGGAGGAUCAUUGGUUGGCCAAGAAAGAUCUUUGUAAGUGGCGUACCGAAGCUCUUCACUUGAAGCAGCUGCAAUGUAUUCAGCAAUUGCAAAAAAUUGAUCAGAACGACGAAAGCGACUGUCCUGAAUUGGCGAAGGGACCUGAUCCGAUUCCUACGGAUCGUUCAACCCAGGCGGAAUCUGUCGAGAUAGCAACUGCCAAUAUUAAAACGGAAAAUACGGACUCUCUCUCCCGAGUGAUGAAAACGGAGCUUUUCUCCGACGAAUCGUCGGGACCCGAGGAUGGACAGUUAGAAGUGAAGUUUGCAAAGCUACUGAAAGUUGAACCCAUUUUUAAUGACUUUCAGGAGAAUGUUCCUCCAAUCGAAACCAACAACACUGCCCUGGUAGACAAGAAAAUGUUCAAUCAAGUGUGCCUAAUGCCGAAUCCGGCUGCUGGUGUGUUACAGCCUACUAAGGAUGUUAAUAGCGCCGAUGUUGGCAAACCAAUCUGUAGCGUAAAGCAAGAAAUUCCAGUUCGCGACGGUCAAUCACAUUUGUCCAUCAAAACUAGUUCAGUCACAGUAAAACGGAUCAAAAUCGGAUCGAAGAUGCAAGGGAAUGCUAACGAAGGAGUGAAUUGAUGUGCAAAACUGCGGGCAAAGCAAAUCUUUCCCAUUGCUCUCUAGCAUUCAAUGCAUGAUCGUGGGAUCUCUUUGGAGCUACUUCCACCCCGAGUCCUUUUAUCAGGAUUGAGAAUGUACAACUUAGCGCGAUUAAAUAAAAAUGUCCUUUUUAAGCAA
Molecule: messenger RNA, 2083 nt
Organism: Anopheles aquasalis
Lineage: Eukaryota; Metazoa; Arthropoda; Insecta; Diptera; Culicidae
Product: spindle apparatus coiled-coil protein 1 spindly
Source: RefSeq, a predicted model, not a curated record